GGAUGAGUUACGUUCUUCCUAGCAAGCGGUACUGAACUUGCCGGCAGAAAAUACGCGUUUGUUGCCUUCGGAUUGUACGACGAUCUUGCCACAAAUGCGACUAACUCCAUCCUGUUAAUAAAGAAAAACCAGAGAAUGCCGUCAUUCUCGGGCUGGAUAAGCUUCGAUAGCCAAACACGUCCGAUGGUCUCAACGUCUAACUGGUAGUUUAUGUUUCUCUAUGGAAGCUCCUUGCCUUCUCACUGCUACUGCUGUCGCAGUUCCAUUUGUGCGAAGACACAAGUCCACCGCUAUAAAAGCAGUGUAGAGCUCGAACCAUGGAGACUGUACCGCACGAAUAAACUGGUCCUUUCACACAAUGUCCCAAGCCGAGCCGACCAAGGAUGUGCGGCUGGAAAGAACAAGGUUAGCUGGAAUGAUUCUUGGGGCUGUUUCGUACGGAUGCUACGCCAUUCUAACCAUUCAAACAAGCAGUGCACUCCUCCGAAAUAAACGCUAUGCUGAAAACACUCACAUGAGGAAGGUUUUUCUUUUUUAUAUCGCGGUUACAUUCGUCCUCGCAACUAUCGGCUUCUCUGGGAACGUGAAGUACACGGAGAUGAUAUGGAUUGAUUUACGCGAUUCUCCUGGAGGAACGACAUCGUUGAUUAAUCUUGAGAUGGACUAUUGGAUUAACAGAAUGGCACUCGCCAGCUACUAUGUCAUGGAAUGGUUCAUGGAAAUACUCUUGUUGCAUCGUUGCUUCGUGAUCUGGGGCUGGAACGUGUACAUAUUGUUAUUAAUGACUACGCUCUUCCUGGCAUCCGUCGCAAUGGCCAUCCUUGUUUUGACCGAAUCCGAAGGAGCCGUAUUUUAUAAUAUUUCCGUGCAACUCGCCUACCUCUGCAUAGCGGUAGGAAUGAACAUCAUCUAUACGAUUCUUGUCGUAGGCCGCCUCAUCUACAUUCGGAACAACGUGCGAGAUGUAAUUGGAGCAGAUCAUGCUAGGCUGUACGUUUCACUCGCAGCGAUGUUCGUUGAAUCCGCAGCAAUGUAUUCCACGGUGGGCGUGAUAUACAUUGUGGCCUUCUCCGCACAUUCCGAUGUGUCGAAUCUCGUAUUUCUGUCUAUCAGUCAUGUGCAGGGAAUCGCACAACUUCUAAUAAUUUUGCGUGUUGCUCGUAAUCGCGCCUUUCCAAGCAGCAUCGCCAGUAAUCCUUCGAGACCGACAUCCAUUGCUUUUGCUUCACGGUCCUUAUAUCCAACUGCCCUCACUGGUCUCCAGGCACUGCCAGUUUCAUCAGAUGAGCAGGCAACAUCAACAACACAAGAAGUAUGACGAAUGUAGAACUUCUCGCCAGUGGUCUUUCAGGAGCAGACUCGGAGCC
Fomitiporia mediterranea MF3/22 is the source of this 1367-nucleotide messenger RNA. RefSeq lists its product as uncharacterized. The record is from RefSeq and is a predicted model, not a curated record. Lineage: Eukaryota; Fungi; Basidiomycota; Agaricomycetes; Hymenochaetales; Hymenochaetaceae. Bases 359 to 1318 code for a protein of 319 amino acids. The transcript is spliced from 7 exons.